Ictalurus furcatus (blue catfish) is the source of this 1220-nucleotide messenger RNA. It is a transcript of the gene gcga, whose product is annotated as glucagon a. Lineage: Eukaryota; Metazoa; Chordata; Actinopteri; Siluriformes; Ictaluridae. The coding region runs from base 342 to 971 and encodes 209 amino acids. Gene Ontology annotation, cellular component: extracellular region. Gene Ontology annotation, biological process: response to starvation. The transcript is spliced from 6 exons. Gene Ontology annotation, molecular function: hormone activity; glucagon receptor binding. The record is from RefSeq and is a predicted model, not a curated record.
AGGAUCCUGAGCUCAGUGUCUUAAGGGGAGAAAAACAAAAGGUCAACGAGGCCUAAUUGGUGCUAACGGUCCACGGGCGAGUGUGUACAGUAGCACUUGGUUGUUUUUUUUCGCUCUCUUUAUCUGACAGGAUACUUUCCGACACCUCUGAGAGACACGUCCUCUUUUCCUGGUUUAAGCAAACAUAGACACGGGCCUCGGUUCGAGCAGGGUAAUGGAUUGGGACUAAUGAAUGAGCUCAGAGCGUGCACCGCUGCACGUAUAGUGUGUGUGUGUGUGUGUGCGUGCGUGAGGGGUGAAUGAAGGGGGUUGUCUGAUACCACUAUAAAAGAGGGAGGCAGAUGGAAGAAAACGUCAGAACAGAAAGCAAGAAGGGAGGCCACGGAGCUUACGCACACAAACACACACACACACAAGCACACAGACUCGUCUACGCACCGGUGCUCAAGAUGAAAGGCACACACUUCAGCGCUGGUCUCGUCCUGCUCCUCGUCCUCGUCCAGAGCAGCCUGGAGCUCCCGCUACAAGACGACACGACCAGCUCAGAGACAGACGCGAGUCUCCUGGACGAGAGGAAAGACACGAUGCGCGUGAGGAGACAUUCAGAGGGAACUUUCUCUAACGACUACAGUAAAUACCUGGAGACACGGCGGGCGCAGGACUUCGUUCAGUGGCUCAUGAACUCCAAGAGGAGCGACAGCCCGGCCCGGCGCCACGCUGACGGCACCUACACCAGCGACGUCAGCUCGUACCUGCAGGACCAGGCGGCUAAAGACUUCAUCACCUGGCUGAAAAGCGGCCAGCCCAAACCAGAUGCCGUUGAGACGAGGAGCGUGGACACGUUACGCAGGAGACACGUGGACGGCAGCUUCACCAGCGACGUCAACAAGGUGCUGGACAGCAUGGCCGCCAAGGAGUACCUCCAGUGGGUCAUGAGCUCUCCGCUGUCGGCGAGCGGCAAACGACACUGAAGUCCCGGAGAAAGACAGAGUGCUUCCCGUUCCCGGAGUGAACCUUUAGGAUGUCGUUCUUCACCCUGAGAAUCUUCAAAUCAUGGAAAAGCCAUAGUCCUUAGCCAGAGCUGAUACAACACAGGAAAUCCAAAGCCAUAUAUAUAUAUAUAUUUAAUGUUCAAUAGUUUGUACUGCGAGUAUUUAUUUGCCAGAGAUUUGUGCUACGCCUGAAAAGUCAAGGAUAUGAAAAAGAAAUAUUUUUCUAAU